AUGCUGUUCUCACAAAGAAGUGCCUGCGACCGCUGCCGCGCGCUCAAAAGCCGGUGCUCGAGAGAGGCCGGCGCUUCAAAGUGCGAGAGGUGCCAGCGUCUUCAGAUCGACUGUUUCUACAGCCCGCCCCGCCGGAUGGGCAGGCCGGCCAAGAAGCGGUUGAGCGAGGACGCCGCCCAGCCGGUACCACCUCCACCACCCUCGUUUCGCCGAUCUUCGACAAUGUCCAGCACAACCAUUCAGACAAACCAGUCCGAUGUCCUGCCGCCCGGCAUCCACGAGGUGGGCGAGUUCCAAUACGGUCUGGGCAUCGUGCCGGGCCAUCCAUCCGAGGACGAAGGACAUGGGUGGGCCAACGGCUUCGAGGACCCGCUACUCGGGCUCUUGCAAGAUCAUGACGCAAAGCUCAUGCCAACCGAAUGGAUGGACACCGACUCGCUGAGGCUCUUGGACCGGCAUGACGAAGCCCUCGUGACCGGGCCGCAUGACAUGCCUCUCACCCCGCCGACAACUGUUGGCUCUCUGCCCAACAGCUCCGAGGACUCCUGGAUGCCUGGUUGCGAUCAAGCACCCGGCAUGGGCCACGCCGAAUCCCACGCUGGCGACACCCUGCCCUCUUCGCCCGAGGCCAACGCGAAGUCGUCAGAGUCGGCAGUCCAACGUCUGCUUGAUCUCCAGUCGCUUCUGUUCGCUAGGCGCAUGGCAAAGUCCCAAGACAUCAACGGGUUGUCGAUGCUCAUCAACACAACCGUCCAAUCCACCGAGACACUCAUCGAUGUCGUAGAAAGCUUAUCGCCGCUGAGGCAGAGCGUGGAAGGGCGACGAUCCAUCUCGCCGUCGACAUCUUGGGGCCCGGUAGCAGAUGCUACUACUACCACCACCACCACCACCACCACCUUCGCCGCUAAUGGGCAUAUGAACACUGCAUCGAAUUCGCAAGAACAACAUCAGCAUAAGCAUCAGCAUCAGCGCCAGCAACCGCCCAAUCACGCACUUACGAUUUCUCUAUUCAUGACCAGUUAUCUUCUUCUCCUGGACUCGUACGACGAGCUUCUGGGGGCCCUAAAGGCUUCCCUGCAACGCUCGCGACAGAGUCAGUGGCAAAGUCCCGAGAGCGACUUUGGCUUAUCCCACCCUUUCUUCAACAAUACCCCCGGCGGAACUUUGAACAACUUCAACCUUGUCAGUCCGUUCGAUUUAGACGUCAAUUCGGUCGUAUUUCUCUUGUCUCGCAUGAUGAAGAGGCUGCACAAAUCUACCGAGAGCCGCUUCGCUGUCGGUUCGCUGUCAACUCCCGCCGCUCAUGGCAAGGGCCAGAUGCUACCUGUUUCAAACACUGCUUUCAGUUUUGAUUAUCAGGACGCUGUCAGCCAGGAUACGGACGGGAGUUUAGACCUCUCGCCGAACGGGAGCUACUCUCCCAUGGCCAUGAUGGGAGACCAGGUCUCGCGGGAGGUCAGUCACAGGCAUCAGAUUGUCAUGGAGUCGCUCCGCGUCAUCAGAUGGCUGGCGGAUGAGUUAUGA
Molecule: messenger RNA, 1524 nt
Organism: Colletotrichum higginsianum IMI 349063
Lineage: Eukaryota; Fungi; Ascomycota; Sordariomycetes; Glomerellales; Glomerellaceae
Product: C6 finger domain-containing protein
Exons: 1
Coding region: 1-1524 (507 amino acids)
Biological process (GO): regulation of DNA-templated transcription
Cellular component (GO): nucleus
Molecular function (GO): zinc ion binding; transcription cis-regulatory region binding; DNA-binding transcription factor activity, RNA polymerase II-specific
Source: RefSeq, a predicted model, not a curated record